AUGACGAAGCAUUUUUCGAAUAAAAAGAGCUUCUUCGCGGCUCUUGAUGAGCUGGAUGAGCUGGAUAACGAAGACGAAGAAUAUGAUGAUAGCUGUGAGGGUCCUUUAACUUCUGCAGACAAAGGAAUCAAAAUACCAAACUUGAAUAAGGUCGUUCUCUCCUCUGAGCGCACCCCAUUUACUCAAGCAAACUCGGAUUCUCGACCCUCGUGUCACCCCCAGAGCAAAAGAGACAGUACAUCCGAUACUCUCGAAGUCUCUACUGCGAACACCCCUCCGAUGAAUGAAACCAUGUCUGCAACCAAGAACGGAACUCCUCGAAAGAAAAGGAAAACCAAUAGUGGUAGGAUCAUCCCAGAUGACCAACAGAUCUUCGACGGAUUGAUCUUCUUUUUCUUCCCAAACAAUGAUGUAUCACCAUUCCGACGGUUACGCAUUCAACGAGCGCAAGAGUAUGGCGCACGAUGGAGCCGAACUUGGGCAAGUGAUGUCACCCAUGUGAUCAGUGACAGGGGCUUGCAGUCUAGCGAUCUCCUGGACUAUCUCAAAAUUGACGCUUUGCCAACGGGUGUUGUUCUUGUCAAUGAAACCUACCCAUCCGAAUGCAUACAGUUUCGUUUGAUUCUUAAUCCUUCACAGCUCCGGUUUCGUGUCGAUGGUUCCCCGAUUGCCGCGAAGGAAAACUCUCCAGUCGUAGAAGUCCCCCCUCUUGAUUCGCUGCCGCUAAAGCCAUCGCGGCGGCAGACGUAUCAGUCUCCAGAUCAAUAUCAUUCUUCAAGUGAGAAACCAUCGCUUAAUCAGUUGCCCAAAGUCUCCUCGGAAAUCACCCCAAAAACCGUACCCAAGACUGUAUCCGAUACAAGGGUCGAAUGUCUCCUUGGGGCCACAACUGAGCAGACUGGUAUCAAGGCUAUUUGGGAGCGCGAUGAUGCAUUGGACAAUAUGAUAAAUGAGGCUAAGGCCACAAGUCACCUGCCACUGGACCCGCUUGAAUCCCCGGUUGAAGAUGGCGCCGAUGAUGCCUCUGAUAUCGAAACCACUGGUUCAGAGGACGAAUCAAGUGGGAGGACACGAAAAAUCACCUACGGAAAGGGUCAAGGUAGAGAAAAAUCCGACUGGACCGAAGGAUUUGCCUGUAUGCAGAAAUUUGACGCCGAAACGAAACCUGUCAACCCAAACAACAGGACCAUCGAAGUCCUUCAGCAAAUGCUAGCAUAUUAUACUCAAACUGCAGAUCAGUGGCGGAUUAUCGCUUACCGCAAAGCCAUCAAUGCUUUGCGACAGCAAUCAAAAAGGAUUACAACGCGAGCACAGGCUCGGGGACUUUCAGGUGUCGGAGAGCGAUUGGCUGACAAAAUUGAAGAAAUCGUCUUGACCAACCGCCUUCGAUGUCUCGAAUAUACCAACGAUACCCCAGAAGAUUUGAUUAUUCAAGAAUUCCUCGGCAUCUAUGGUGUUGGACUUUCCCAGGCCUCCAGAUGGGUUGCACAAGGCUAUACGUCUCUGGGCGAUCUACUCGAAAGAGCGCCUUUGAGCAGGCCGCAACGUAUUGGGGUAGAACGUUACAACGACUUCGCGCAACGCAUCCCCCGCAAGGAGGUCGAAGCCCACGGGGCAAUUGUGCGGAAGGCGGUGCAGGCUGUGGAUAGGGAUAUGCAAGUGAUCAUCGGGGGCUCUUACCGCCGCGGGGCAGUCACCUGCGGAGACGUAGACUGUCUGAUCACCAAACCCGGAGCUUCACUGGAGCAUAUCCGUACUAUUAUGCUUGGUCUUGUCGUUCCCAGAUUGUUCAGCAAUGGCUUUUUGCAGGCCAGUCUUGCCGUAUCGUCGCGUCAGGAUGGGUCCAAGUGGCAUGGUGCAUCGGCCAUACCUGGAAGCAACCUAUGGCGUCGGAUCGAUCUCCUGUUUGUUCCUGAUGCAGAGAUCGGGGCGGCAUUAAUAUACUUCACCGGUAAUGAUAUAUUCAACAGGAGUAUGAGAUUACUAGCCCGCAGGAAAGGUAUGUGCUUGAACCAAAAGGGUCUUUACACAGACGUACUUCGCACCCAGCAAGUGAAGUUGAAUGCGGGCCGACUGGUUGAGGGUCGGGAUGAGCGUCGGAUCUUUGCUGCGUUAGGUGUGCCCUGGCGGCCUCCCGAGCACCGGAUCUGUUGA
Messenger RNA from Penicillium paradoxum, 2154 nucleotides. RefSeq names its product DNA-directed DNA polymerase IV. Bases 1 to 2154 code for a protein of 717 amino acids. Gene Ontology annotation, cellular component: nucleus. The transcript is spliced from 4 exons. Lineage: Eukaryota; Fungi; Ascomycota; Eurotiomycetes; Eurotiales; Aspergillaceae. Gene Ontology annotation, biological process: double-strand break repair via nonhomologous end joining. Gene Ontology annotation, molecular function: DNA binding; DNA-directed DNA polymerase activity. The record is from RefSeq and is a predicted model, not a curated record.